This is a messenger RNA of Cherax quadricarinatus, 1660 nucleotides long. RefSeq lists its product as uncharacterized. Lineage: Eukaryota; Metazoa; Arthropoda; Malacostraca; Decapoda; Parastacidae. Gene Ontology annotation, biological process: positive regulation of voltage-gated potassium channel activity; sleep; regulation of synaptic transmission, cholinergic. The record is from RefSeq and is a predicted model, not a curated record.
UACUGGCUGACGUUUGUACCAACAUCGUUGCAGGCAAUAACAAGUCAACUGGAGAAAUACUGUGGUUGUCUGUGGCGCCCACCUCUACUACGGCUUCCUCACCAAUACCUGGAAAUUCCACCAUUCGUGUGAUGGGUUUUGGGAAACCCCCGGCACCAUGCACUAGAGGUUCACCACAACCCCUAGUCUAGGAAAGCUGUAUUCACACCAUCACUAGUUUAGUUGCUUUCCAAACUUCAGCUUAACAUGAUUUUCUCUUAGUGUUAGUUCCGAAAAUCAGCGCCAAACCGGUAUGGGCCAUACAACGACUUGGCUGACUGAGCGAGUCUCGCAUCCAAAGCAGAACCAGCGAGACCUGGCGUGUGCCAGCCUCUCAAAGUCACACAAUAGGCCAAUAAAACUGACGCAGGCAACCCUUCCCGGUAGGGCCCUCCCUCGGUGCCACCAGUGCCACACAAGUUAUUCUCAUGAACACGUAGUGCAUGCAACUCCCCCAUUAGCUUGGUAGUAUCAUAGCAGUAAUAUGGUCAAAUGAGGAAGGUGGAUUAAGCAACAGCGCCCCCACCCAGGCAAGCAGGCAGACAGCAGCAGCAGCAGCAGCCGACGCCUGGCACCCAGUGUUCAGUGUGCCGGUGACGGUGGAGGUGACUGGACUUGGAACCCCCCUCAGAGCGCGCUCAGCACACCCGUUGCUCUCACCCACAACACACCCGCCCCCCACAAACCCUUCCUAGGACCCCCGUAAAUAUCCCACCGGACCUCCGAAGCAAGUAUGAGGACUCUUCUCGCGCUCGCCGCCGUCGCCACAGUCGUGGGCUCAGUGUCAGCCAUUAAAUGCUACGUAUGCAACAGUCACCAGAGUGCAGACUGCAAGGACCUCUCUACGGCCAAGUCCAAGGAGUACCUGCAGGAUUGCGGAGACUUGAAAGACGGAGAAAAAUAUACUCUUUGUCGGAAACUCGACAUGUACUUAGACAUGGAUUUUGGCAAAGAGCACCCAUCAGAGAACCGGGUGCACCGGGCGUGUGGCUACCAGGAGAACGCGGACACGGAGAAAACCUGCUACUACAAGAGCGGUUACAACACACGCACCUGGGUCUGUGCUUGCAAGGUCGACGGCUGCAACACCGCCUCACUGCACACUGCUGCCACGGCUGUUCUCCCCCUCGCUGCCAUUGCUGCCGUCCUCAGGGGGGUCUACUAGCCCCCUUCAUCUGCUGCUGCUGCUCCUCCUCCUCUCCCCUUCCCUCUCCCGUCUUCUCACACCCAUUACUUCUCUUUCUGUUUGUAGUUUUCAACAUGCCAUUUGACACCUUUUCCUGAUUUCCAUUGUUACCGAUUUCUUCUCCUUGUCUUCCCACCACCACCACCGUCACCACCUUUCCUAUUGCUGCUGCUGUUGCUUCUACUGCUGGUGUUGUUUGCUCAGCGUCUCCACCACCUUCUUCCCCUCCCACACCCGCCUUUCCACCCCUUAUCUUACCCCAUGUUAGCUGGUAGUGGAGGCACCAAUAGUCAGUCAAACUUCCAAGACAUGAACACGCACCCCACCACCAACCAGUCUCUUGUUGCGGCUACAAGUGGGUUCGCUUCAUCAGUUAGUCCAUACUGUAUCUUUCCCUCCGUUUUUUAUCGGAUUCAUCGAUGAAAAAAAAUAUUU